This is a messenger RNA of Aspergillus welwitschiae, 652 nucleotides long. RefSeq lists its product as uncharacterized. The transcript is spliced from 3 exons. The coding region runs from base 35 to 496 and encodes 153 amino acids. Lineage: Eukaryota; Fungi; Ascomycota; Eurotiomycetes; Eurotiales; Aspergillaceae. The record is from RefSeq and is a predicted model, not a curated record.
GAAAGAAUAUUGUGAAGAAAGAAAAAAAAAAAAAAUGCAAAAAAAAGUAGGAGCAAACUAUUUGACAAGACAAACACUGAAGGGUAUAUGUGCAGGGGUUGCGAGUAGAGAAAUGGGAAUAGGACUAUGCGUAACCAAGGCGAUGAUCAACAGGACUCCAUAUCAUAGACCUGGCGAGCAACCAAACGACAGCACCAGCCCGCGCGAUGUUCCAGCAACCUUAAGAGAGCGCACCCCGAUAUCACACCCAAAUUAUCCAAGGCCUGGUGUAUGCGAUAAUAAUCUGGCAGGACGAGGGCCAGUAAAUGUACCAAACAAGACUUUAUACAGUGUGCCUUCGAGCGAUAGGCAGCGAGGUCUUAAAAGUAUCUCAGUCGUGAUGGAUAGCCCCAGGCUUGAAAGCCAACCAGAUUGGGACCUAAACUGCUCAGGAAUUCGUAGUGUUGGACCAUUGAAGCAAGGAGCGAAAGGGGAAUUUGUCGAAGGGGCUUUGUGAGGGACACCAAGCGUAUUUACAGCUAGCAAAGUCUCCACCAACUAUCUACUGCAUUGCCAGGCUCUGGAGAUGCGAUAGAGGGAGCAUGAAAGGUGGAGCCAGGGACUGAGACGAGACGAGAGACUGUCCGACAGGAGUCGUCGUCCGAGAAACAUG